AUGUUUGCGAUUGCUGUAUUAGUCCUUUUCAUUCGCUCCGUUGUGAGCUGCGAGGAACCAAGAUGCAAUGGAACGUCCUCGUUACCAAACACCCGGUUACUGGGACAUGUGUUUCUCGUAAAAGGGACCGACAACAUGGUAGGCUGCAUAAACAUCUGCGACAAACAAACACAGUGCCGAAGUAUAUACUUUGACUGGGUUAACUUUCUCUGCGAGUUAAACAAAGCCGAUGUCCAUAUUGCUCCCCAGAGUCUUAUUCCAGCCAAAGGAUAUGUGUACUUGCAUAAUCCAUGGCCAAAAAUCCAAUUGGUGAGUCACUGGAAAGUUGUAUUUUGAAAUAUUCAUAGAAAUGACUAUUUUUUGUUUUAUUAAAUAGACCAUUGGGGCACUAACUUUUAAAAGCUAAACAGCCUUAGCGUGUUUUCGUAAGUUGUCAUCGGGUUAUUCUUAUGGUCGAUUUCUACGGACGACUCUCUAAUGGAAUUGGCAUGUUCUACUUUUGCUGACUUACGUAACACGAGAACGUGAUCGUUCCGAUCAUCCCCUCGUUCGGGCCUCUCACUGUUUUGUGAUUUCCACUCACCCUCGCAGAGGCGCCCUAAAUAAGCCUCUUCGUAGCUGAUAUAUGCCCACUCUAAAUAAUAUCCGAGAGAGAAAUUUCGUUUCUUAAGUAACCAUGUAACCGUUUACAAGAGAAAUAAUGGCACAACAUCUGCGAAGCUCCAUUAUCAGUACGCUAUUCGUUUUCGAUGCUUUACUAGUUAUGCUUCCUCUCUCACUCUCUUCAGCAGUUCUCCUUCACUACACCCCACUUUUAACUAUAAAGCACCUACUGAUCAAACAUUCAUGCGCUACUCCCACUGGCUUGAAUCCGUGUGGCCCAUUGUCCUGGUUUUGAAUGUGUUUUAGGAGUAGCCUGGGGCAAGGGUCUAUAGGGUUAGAUAAAUUAUGCUGGCUUAAUUUCGAGUAUAAUACUAUGGUGCCAGCAUCAAGCAUAAUGCCGUCAUAAUAGUGAUGUUUAGGAACAUAAAUGUUGAUAAAAUUAUCCUGCUUAUAAAAACAUCAAAGUAAUGUGUUUACAAAAUGUCCUGUCAAUUGUGGCCUUUGUGGCUGCUUUAUGCACUUACUUGGCUUUUCUGAAGGCUUGGUUUUCUGUUUGAAAGCCUGGCUACUUACUUUAUGCCUGGCUCCCCAGGCUUGUAAGUUUGAGAGUGCAACAUGGCUUCCAGGUCUUCCAGUUCGGAGUCACGUCUCUUGAACUCUGAGCCAAGCAGACUCAGAAACCGUGACAAAAAUGCUUUCAGCCGAUUACGAAUUCGAAGUUCGCAGCUUUCCGACCUAGCGCGUAGCUGUGUGGUUACGACAAACAAAAGCAAAAGCAAAGAAAUCUGAGGGCCAGGUAAAGCGACCCAAAAGCCAUCAACAGUUGUGAAGAAUGUGUCAAUCGAGUCAAAGAUAAGAGAAUAUAAAGAUGUCGAGCCAUUUUGCAAAUCGAGUGGCAAAAUGUUCUGCAGAGAAGAGCUGGCAUUAAAAGCCAGCAUUAUCAAUGGACACAUUGAUUCAUCGAAGCAUAAGGCAGGAAACGAGAUGCUGGCCUAGGUAAAGAAGAGGGAUAUUUCAAUAGUGGAGGCCAUGAAGAAGAGUGUUGUUGUUAUUUAAAAGAAGAAAAUAAUAUGUUAGCCCCUAUUUUGUCUUUUUUUUUUGGCGCAAAAUUCACGUAGCAUCUUUGAGCAUAAUGCUAGGGCCGAGCAUAAUUUCGAGCAUAUUUCUAUGAUUUUACGAGUGACGACGCUCAAAAGCAUAAUGCUCAAAUUUUCGAGCAUAAUUUAUUUAACCCUACCAGGGUCUGGAAGGGUAUUUUCGGGAACCGGGAUUUGACCAAAAUACGGUGCGGGAUUUGGGAAAACGCAAAUUAUAUCUUGACGGGAAAUGGGAUUUGAUUGCUCCUGUUAAGCGGGAUUCAUCAAAACUUGGGCACGGGAUGCGGGAUUUUUUGCCUAUCUGUUGGGAAUUCAGAAGUCGUACUAACGGCAAAUGCGAAUCAAGCAGGUGUGCGCUCAGUGGUGUCUCCUAUCAGAGCAAACUGUAUAGAGUUAUCUUGGUAAUGAUUAUCUCAAUGAAACUGUCAAGUAAUCAGCAGACGAGCGGACAGAAGACUUCCUCUUUCAACCUGAUGUCAGAAAAGUACCAGGUAUAAACGGUGCUAUCUGACCAGUUUUAAAUAACUUGGUGCAUGCAUGUCUUUAAUAAAUCCUCCUCUCUCCCUCUUCCUGUCUUCCUCCUUUUCCCCACUUUCAUCGAAAUUACUGGGAACAAAGGACAAAAUUCGGCGAAUCUCGGUUCCCUUCUUUUGCACCGUACUGUACCAUGUUAGAAGUACUGGGAACUGUUUUUCUCUUUCUCUCAGACGUCAUGUGCACAAAUUCAGCAAAUAUUCCCGGAUGCUAAAUCUGGCUACUACUGGGUCUACAUUAAGGGCAAGAAGGCAGAAGUAUACUGCGACAUGGACAAUUAUGGU
Molecule: messenger RNA, 2518 nt
Organism: Porites lobata
Lineage: Eukaryota; Metazoa; Cnidaria; Anthozoa; Scleractinia; Poritidae
Source: the annotation of a GenBank genome assembly